Chaetomium strumarium is the source of this 1638-nucleotide messenger RNA. RefSeq lists its product as uncharacterized. Gene Ontology annotation, biological process: mannose metabolic process; glucose 6-phosphate metabolic process; intracellular glucose homeostasis. NCBI's taxonomy places the organism in Eukaryota, Fungi, Ascomycota, Sordariomycetes, Sordariales, Chaetomiaceae. The record is from RefSeq and is a predicted model, not a curated record. Gene Ontology annotation, molecular function: mannokinase activity; ATP binding; glucokinase activity. The coding region runs from base 1 to 1638 and encodes 545 amino acids. The transcript has 3 exons. Gene Ontology annotation, cellular component: cytosol; mitochondrion.
AUGACGUCGCUACGGGAAGCCCUCGUCGCUGCUCUCAAGUCGCUUUUCAAGGGCAAGUCGUUUCUGAAAGCACUUCUCGCCUUCUGGACAACAACGCCCGUCACACCCCAGGAUGUCGGCACGACAACCAAAGUCAACGCCGAUCCUUUGGCCGACUUCCUGGCCGAGGCUGAGCACCUUCUCCUUGGGUACAUCGAGGCCGGCGGACUGAAGAAGUUCUCUCGGAAGCUGAAGCGCCAGUUCCGGGAGCGUCUGCGGUCGAAUCCCGCUUGCAUGCUGCCCUCAUACAACUCCCAACUACCUACCGGCAACGAGGCCGGCCAGUAUCUCUCUCUCGACGUGGGCGGGUCGACACUGCGCGUGGCGCUGGUGGAGCUCAAGGGGCGAAAGGCAUCGGGUUCGGACAGCGGCAUCAUCCGCAUGGAUUCGUUCAAGAUCGACAACGACGUCAGGAAUCUUAGAGGGACGGAGUUCUUUGACUGGAUGGCCGAGAGGAUACACCGCACUGUAGCCCAAGACAUCGGGAAGGGCCACGGCCCAGACCAUCCACUACUCGCCGGGUUAGCCUGGAGUUUCCCCAUUGAGCAAACAUCCUCAAAAGGAGGGAAAUUAUCUGGCAUGGGUAAGGGCUUCCUUGCGGAAGAAGGUCUCCUUGGGCAGGACCUGGGCGAGAUCAUCAAAACGGCGUGCCAGAAAAAGGGGCUGCACGUUGAGCUCUCGGCCAUCGUCAAUGACUCGAGCGCCGCACUGCUCUCGGAAGCAUACAUCACCCCGUCCACACGUUUCAGCCUCAUCCUCGGCACCGGUGUCAACAUCGCCGUCCACCUUCCCGUCACAACCAUCGACCAGGCCAAGUUCGGCGACCGGCCCAGCAGCUGGCACAAGAAAGCAAGCCACGUCAUCGUCAACACGGAGUUGGGCAUGUUCGGCCACGACAUCCUCCCGCUGACCAAGUGGGACAAGCUGCUGAAGGCCGCCCACCCGCGGCCCGAGUUCCAGCCGCUCGAGCACCUCGUGAGCGGGUACUACCUCGGCGAGAUCUGCCGCCUCGCGCUGCUCGACGCAAUCCCCGCGACGGGCGUCUUCGGCGGGACCGUGCCUCUCUCCCUGGAGAAGCCCUACUCCCUCGACACGGAGACGCUCUCCCUGAUCGAAGCAGACACAACCCCAACACUCUCCACAGCCCUAGCAACAUUUACCGCCCGCCACCCAACCCCGGGCUACCAGCCGACGACCGCGGACCUGUCCUUCCUGCGCACGCUGGCGUCGCACAUCGCGCGGCGCUCCGCGUCGGUCGUAGCCGCGUCGCUCUUCGCGCUGUGGGAACUCAAGGCCGAAGCGGAGCAGGACCUCCUGGCCAGCCUGGACGAGACGUCGUCGUCGUCGCCGUCGCCCUUCGUGGCCGAGACCGAGGCCGAGGUGCGCACGGUCGAGGGCAAGACGACGGUCGCGUUCAACGGCAGCGUCGUGGAGCAGUACCCGGGGUACCGGCAGUAUCUGCAGGGCUAUAUUGACGGGCUGCUUGCCGAGCGGCGGGAGGGCGAUGCUGCUGCUGCCAAGGCGGGGCAGAUUGCGCUGGUUGAGGCGCGCGAGAGUUCGUUGCGUGGUGCCGCAGUCGCGUUGGCUUGUUUAUCUUGA